AUUACGUUUGGGCCACAUGUGAGUAUUAUCUGGCACAUAUGGCCUAGAUGUGGCAUGGCUGAACAGAUAUGGGCCAAAUUGUAGCCAUAUUUGUUUUGCCAUAACUUUAAAAACUGCGGGAAAUGCUCUCUUGGUUCACAACUGAUUUUGAGGUCUAUGGCCCAGAUAACAACAGACACAUGAGAACCAGAUGUGGUUGAGCUAUGGCACACAGUGAGAAAAGCCGACUUGUGGUAAACAUUUGGCUUAUACGUGGAAAAACACAGGAAUCCUGAAAUCAAGUGCGGCAAACAUCUGCCGUUCCACAACUCAGGUUGCUAUGCAUCUUCCCUCGUAUUGGUGGAGAGACUACGGCGCGAAUUUGACUGAGUGAGCAGUGAGACGCGGGCAGCGGGCGGCAUUUCUGCUUUCCUCACGACUGUGUACGUUCAGAUUUAUUCGGUGAGACUUUUCCUUCAAAUUAUCAUCAUGGACAUUGCAAGUAAAUGUAAACAAAAUAACCUUAGAAGGAGGGCUGUUAAAAAAGUAAAUUACUUAUUUGACUCCCUUGGUUGCGUUCAAGAUAGUGAGGAAGAAUUAGGCCUACACUCAGAUCAUAUAUCUACCAGGCAUGCCUCAGAUUCUGAGGAGCCAUGUGCUGAGUCAUCAUCAGAGGUGGAUUCUGAUGAUAAUCAAUCUGAUGAUGGGAAUUUAGUGAGUGACGAUUUGGUUGCUUCACUGGCAGGCUGGGCUGUAAAUUUUGGAAUCUCUCUGAUUGCUUUGUCUGCCCUUUUGACUAUACUUAGGGUGCAUCUCCCUUUCCUUCCUAAAGAUGGUAGAACUCUGCUUAGAACAAAAACCUCGUACAAGACUCAAAUGAUAGCUGGUGGAGAUUUUCAUUACUUCGGUAUACUAAAUUCACUAAAGACAGCAUUUGAAAACAUGUGGUCCAAAGUUCCUGACCAACACAUUUUUAGACUGCAGUUAAACUUUGAUGGCAUUCCACUGUUUAAUAGCAACUCUGUACAGUUUUGGCCAAUACUUGGUAUUCUUCAAGACUGUAAGGUAAAGAGGCCCUUCGUAAUCGGACUGUUCUGUGGUAGCUCUAAACCAAAAUCUUUAAACGAAUAUUUGAAAGAUCUUGUAAGUGAAUUGAAAACACUGAGCUGUGGGUUUGGCAUUAAAGGCAAAUGGUUCUUUUUAAAAGUUAGUUCUGUUGUAUGUGAUGCACCUGCUAGGGCUUUUAUCAAAGCCAUCAAGAGUCACACUGGCCACUCUGCCUGUGGUAAAUGUACUCAAACUGGCUUGUAUCUCAAACACCGAAUGACCUUUCCUGAAAUGAAUGCCCCACUUAGGACAGACCUCUCUUUCCGGCAGAUGAUAGAUGAAGACCAUCAUGUUGCCAAGUCUCCUCUAAUAGAAACAAACAUUGACAUGGUUGGUGGUUUUCCUCAUGACUACAUGCAUCUGGUUUGUCUUGGGAUGAUGCGGAGACUUUUAGAUCUUUGGCUGAGUUCAGGGCCACUCCGUGUUCGAUUAUCUUCCCGGCUGAGUCAAGUAAUUUCAGAUUCUCUUGUAGGGUUGAGAUUUUACAUACCUUCUGAUUUUGCACGUAAACCAAGACCAUUAACACAUAGACUGAGGUGGAAAGCUACAGAACUUAGGCAGUUCUUGUUAUACACUGGUCCAGUGGUCCUUUGUAAUGUCCUGGCCCCACCAGUGUACAGCCAUUUUAUGCUUUUGUCAGUUUCUGUUUAUAUUCUUCUCAGUCAGAAAUUUUGCUUUCUGUUAAAUGACUUUGCUCAUACAUGUCUAGUGUCUUUUGUUGAACAUUUUGGCGUGUUAUAUGGUCAGGAAUUUCUUUGUUACAAUGUGCAUGGAUUAGUGCACCUCUGUGAGGACGUGAAGCAGCAUGGUAAUUUAGAUGAAUUUUCUGCUUUUCCUUUUGAAAAUUUCUUGGGCACUCUUAAAAAGCUUGUCAGAAGACCUAGCAAUCCUUUAGCCCAAGUCAUUCGCAGGCUAUCCGAGAUAAAUGCUCAGAGCAAUGCACGUGAUGAGACUAUCAAUAGGACCCUUAGACGUGAACACAACAAUGGCCCUGUACCUUUGAUAUUUUCAAAAGCAGUUAACCAGUUUCAAGAGGCUUUCCUUGGUGGUUUAGUCAUUAAAGUAACUGAAGGAGACAAUUGUGUGAAAAUACAGAAUAGUAUUGCCACUGUUGUGAACAUAAUUUUGAGCGAAGGAAAAGUAUUUUUUGUGUACAAAGAGUAUAAACAUAGAAGCUCUUUCUUUGACUAUCCAAUGAAUUCAAGUGAUUUGGGAAUUUUUGUUGUGAGGGAACUCUCUGAAGACGUGCACAUCUCAGAGUUUGAUGGCAGUAUUGAGAAGUAUGUUAGGUUACCUCUUAGAGAAAAUUUUGUUGUUUUUCCAUUAGUACAUUCCACACAAGUUCAUAAAACAGAAAAUUAAAUAUGGGACGUGUGGCUAUAAACCAGUACAAAAGUCUCAGUUGGCAUGUUCCAUAUCGUUUCUUUUUUGGAAACAAAUGAGGUGGAAGUGGUGCCCAGCAGUUGGGUAGAUGGUGACCAAUGUGUCUGGCCACGCCUAAGAGGGGAGAGCCUCACAAAGGCUGUGAAACUUGCAAUGAAACCCAAGAAAGAGUGGAAAAUCUUUAAAGUAAAGCUUCUCUACACAACAGACAACUAUGAUGAUGCCAGGAAAAAGCUCCCUGAAGCAGAACUCUUCUCUGACAUUCAAUCUGAUACAGAGAGUGGGGCUAAAAAACCUAGACGAAUUAUGAAGAGCUUUAGACUUCAAAACUUUAAACUUUUGAGUGACAGUGAUGAUGAUGAUGAUAAUGAAGGGCAAAAUCUUAAAGGCCUGGAACCACCGCCUCGUAUUAAGCCACCAGCAUUUCAAACAUUUAGUCAGUCAACUCAAAGGCCCUCUUCAGCAAGACAGCAGCCUCCUCUCUGCCAGCCAGCUAGUCAGCCACCAGCAAGUGACCAAUCCCCAUUCUAUAAGCCAGCUAGUCAAAAUCACCAACCACCUCUCUACCAGCCAGCUAGUCAGCCACCAGCAGGUGACCAAUCCCCGUUCUACCAGCCAGCUAGUCAGCCACCAGCAAGUGACCAAUCCCCGUUCUACCAGCCAGCUAGUCAGCCACCAGCAAGUGACCAAUCCCCUUCCUACCAGCCAGCUAGUCAGCCACCAGCAAGUGACCAAUCCCCGUUCUACAAGCCAGCUAGUCAAAAUCACCAACCACCUCUCUACCUGCCAGCAAGUCAGCCAUCAGCAAGUGACCAAUCCCCGUUCCACAAGCCAGCUAGUCAGCCACCAGCAAGUAACCAAUCCCAGUUCUACAAGCCAGCUAGUCAGCCACCAGCAAGUGACCAAUCCCAGUUCUACAAGCCAGCUAGUCAGCCACCAGCAAGUGACCAAUUUCUUUUCUACCAACCAGCUAGUCAGCCACCAGCAUGGAGCCAACCACCUCUCCAACAGCUAGCUAGUCAGCCACUUCUAAAUCACCAACCAUCUCUCUUGCAGCUAAAUAGCCAGCCAAGUUUAGAUUACUUGCAGCCAGCAGGCUCAGAAUCUGGCAUAAGGAGAAACCAACCACUACAAAUUUUGCUAAGGGAGAUAUUGACAAAACAAGAGAUGCUUCUAGACCAGCAAAAUACAAUUAUGAGAAUUCUACAGUCAACACAUCGCCCAAGGCCUGAUGUCCAUGAUGGGGCCAAGUUCAGAGAUCGUCUUCCUGUCAAAGAUGUAGAGUCUCUCCAGUGCCUGGAGGCUGAGCUAAAGAUGAACCCUGAUUCUAAAUCAGAAUUGAUUACCUAUCUGGGUCUGGUUGGUGGCUUUGACCUGAAAGACACCGUCUGGAGAGUGCUGAAAGCCACUUUUACAACUCCUGUGGCACGUGGUAUGAAUUGGAGAGGAGUCAAUGGCAAGAUUGGUGUCCAACGACUGGUUGUAAAGGAAGUUAUCAUUGGUGCAGUCAGGCAGAAUCCCCUUACUGAAAAAGCCUCAAAUAAAGAUAUUGAAUUCAACAUCAUUAAAUGGUUGCACCUUGCUGGAGACCGAGAGGGGGGGAGGAGGGAGCGAUUGAAGAAAGGCGAGGCCCAACAAAACACUGCCGACCCUCAUUAGAGACGUCCCUGCACAUCAACACACAUCUCAACUUACCUUUCAAGUUUCUUUAACUUUAUCAAUUUCUCUUUAAAGUUCUCUGUACAAGUUACUCUGAUUUUUUCUGUGAUUUUUAUUACUCUCAGAGUUUAACAUAACAUUAAUACAUGCUUUAAAACAUGAAUUUUGGUGUAAAAAAAUAAAUAGUCUAAGACUCUUUGAAUGUUAUUUAUAUUAUUAAUAUUUAUUCUUAAUGUUUUCAACUGAAUUCCACUUAAAUUAUUAAGUACAACUGAGUAGCUGUAAUAUUUAUUCUUAAAUGUAUUCUUAAAUGUUAUAUUUAUUCUUAAAGCUGUAAUUAUUUGAACACUUGUUGAAAGUAAAUAGUUUUGAGUA
Cyprinus carpio (common carp) is the source of this 4503-nucleotide messenger RNA. RefSeq names its product transcriptional regulatory protein AlgP-like. Lineage: Eukaryota; Metazoa; Chordata; Actinopteri; Cypriniformes; Cyprinidae. Bases 2494 to 4128 code for a protein of 544 amino acids. The record is from RefSeq and is a predicted model, not a curated record. The transcript has 8 exons.